Molecule: messenger RNA, 1062 nt
Organism: Pistacia vera
Lineage: Eukaryota; Viridiplantae; Streptophyta; Magnoliopsida; Sapindales; Anacardiaceae
Product: putative disease resistance protein RGA3
Exons: 3
Coding region: 1-1062 (353 amino acids)
Source: RefSeq, a predicted model, not a curated record
AUGGCGGAAGAUUUUCUUCGAUCUGGUGACAAGAACGAAGAGUUGGAAGAUAUUGGGGAGAGAUAUUUGAAGGAAUUAUUUGAUGCGAUUUUCUUUCAAGAUGUGGUAAAUCAUGGUUAUUAUUUUACAUUCAAAUUGCAUGAUUCUAUGCAUGAUCUUUUGCUAAAAGAGGCACGAAAUGAUUGCCAAAGUGUGGAUCUUAGAGUCACGUAUUCUAAAACACAGGCUAAAUAUUUGUCAUUUAAUGGUAUUCAGCAUGGUGAUGAAAAAAUUUCACAUGUUUCACGCUCCUUGUUGGCAAUCAUCAUAAAAAGUUCUCCGUUUAAGCCUGUUAGUAAAUCCUUCGUUAAUAGAUUGACAUCGAAGUUUAAGCAGAUCCGCCUGUUAUGCUUAAGUGGUUUACAAUUUGAAGAGCUACCGUAUUCUGUCGGUUCAUUGGAUGAAUUGAGAUAUCUUGACCUAUCUUGGAAUUUAAUUAUGAUGGAACUCUCGGAGGCAAUUUGUAAACUUAAGAAUUUGCAAACCCUAAUACUUCUUGGUUGUUCACGCCUUAAGAAGUUUCCUGAAAAUAUGCGAAAAAUGAUCGACCUCAGAUAUUUGGAAAUAACCACAAAAGUGCGGCGUCUACUGGGAAAUGAACUUGAAUUUUUGCCCUCUCUCCGAUAUCUGCACUUGUAUCACUGUCACCAUCUUGAAAAUUUGUCUGGAAAGAUGCAAAGUCUCACCGAACUCCGAACAUUGAUUUUGCAAGGUUGUGAUAGCUUGAAGUCGUUGCCAGACGAUAUGAAAUAUCUAGAGAGAUUGGAGAAGCUUGUGAUACACAGUUGUUCAAUCCUUAAUCUGAAGAUGGACUUGCAAGAAGAAGACCGCCGCCUGAACCUGAAAGUAUUUAUGAUUUAUGAACUAGAAGAAGCAUUAGAUUUACCCCAAUUUGAUUCUUCAAGGGAUUCUGGAGAUUCGGUGAAAAGGCUUGAGCAAGUGCAAGAAGUUUCAAUUCCGAUUCCUGCUUAUUGUGAUGUUCAUGAAACCUCAAGGGAAGAUAUACUUUUCCCUGUGUUAUGA